Messenger RNA from Perognathus longimembris pacificus (Pacific pocket mouse), 723 nucleotides. Its product is annotated as prolyl-tRNA synthetase associated domain-containing protein 1. Lineage: Eukaryota; Metazoa; Chordata; Mammalia; Rodentia; Heteromyidae. Bases 24 to 533 code for a protein of 169 amino acids. The record is from RefSeq and is a predicted model, not a curated record. The transcript is spliced from 3 exons. Gene Ontology annotation, molecular function: aminoacyl-tRNA deacylase activity.
GUUCCGGUCGGCGUGGCGGUGGCAUGGCGGGCACCGAGUUACGGGCGGCGCUGGAGCAGCGGCUUGGCGCUCUCGCCAUCCCCACAGAGGUCGUGGAGCAUCCCGAGGUGUUUACAGUUGAAGAAAUGAUGCCUCACAUCCAACAUUUGAAAGGAGCUCAUAGUAAGAACUUAUUUCUUAAAGACAAAAAGAAAAAAAGCUAUUGGCUGGUGACAGUUCUUCAUGAUAGACAAAUUAAUUUAAAUGAUCUUUCCAAGCAGUUAGGUGUUGGGAGUGGAAAUCUGCGGUUUGCUGAUGAAACAGCUAUGCUAGAAAAACUAAAAGUUGGUCAAGGCUGUGCCACACCCCUGGCACUCUUCUGUGAUGAUGGAGAUGUGAAAUUUGUUCUGGAUUCUGCUUUUCUGGAAGGUGGACAUGAAAAGGUGUACUUUCACCCAAUGACUAACAAUGCAACCAUGGGACUGAGCCCUGAAGACUUUCUCACAUUUGUGAAGACAACAGGACAUGAUCCCAUAAUAUUGAACUUUGAUUAACUUUUUGGGUUAAGGUGGUUCACAUGUGUAAUCCUAAGACAGCCUGGGUAUGAUAGUCCAUGAGAUUCUUCAAUAAAUUUCUCCCCCAGAAAGCUGAACAAAGAGCUGUUGCUCAAAUGAGAGAGUACUAGUAGCUUUGACCACAAAAGUUCAGGGACAGUGCCCAUGCCCCAAUUUCAAGCCCCAGGAC